AUGGCCUUCCCUAGGGUUGCGGGGGCGGCCGACAGGCCCGAGUCCCCGACGCUGAGGACUCCCGCGGUCGCCGGCUCCUCGUCGUCGUCCUCCGCCUCCUCCUGUGGUUCGUGUUCGGCGGCGGCGCCGGGCGCUGGGCGACUGUGGGCCGCGCUCUACGACUACGAGGCCAGCGGAGAGGACGAGCUGAGCCUGCGGCGUGGUCAGCUGGUGGAGGUGCUGUCCCAGGACGCCGCUGUGUCGGGCGACGAGGGCUGGUGGGCCGGCCAGGUGCAGCGGCGCCUCGGCAUCUUCCCAGCCAACUACGUGGCGCCCUGCCACACGGCCGCCUGCCCGUCUCCGCCGCCUGUGCCGCCGCCGCCUGUGCCGCCACGGCCCUGCUCACCGGUGCACAUCGAGUUCGAGCAGCUGGAGCUCAAGGAGCUGAUCGGCGCCGGCGGCUUUGGGCAGGUGUUCCGAGCCACCUGGCUGGGGCAGGAGGUAGCGGUGAAGGCGGCGCGGCGCGACCCGGAGCAGGACGCAGCGGCGGCGGCCGAGAGCGUGCGCCGCGAGGCGAAGCUCUUCUCCAUGCUGCGGCACCCCAACAUCAUCCAGCUGCGAGGCGUCUGCCUGCGGCAGCCCAACCUCUGCCUGGUACUCGAGUUCGCCCGCGGGGGGACGCUCAACCGGGCCCUGGCUGCCGCCGCGGAGUCGCGCGCACCCUGUUCGCGCCGCGCGCGCCGCAUCCCUCCGCACGUCCUGGUCAACUGGGCGGUGCAGAUCGCGCGCGGCAUGCUCUACCUGCACCAGGAGGCCGUGGUGCCCAUCCUGCACCGGGACCUCAAGUCGAGCAAUAUUUUGCUGCUUGAGAAGAUUGAGCAUGAUGACGACGUCUGCAAUAAAACAUUGAAGAUUACGGAUUUUGGGCUGGCAAGGGAGUGGCACCGGACAACCAAAAUGAGUGCUGCUGGCACAUAUGCGUGGAUGGCGCCGGAAGUCAUCAAGUCCUCCAUGUUUUCUAAGGGAAGUGAUAUCUGGAGUUAUGGAGUGCUGCUGUGGGAACUGCUCACGGGAGAAGCUCCCUAUCGUGGCAUUGAUGGGCUUGCUGUGGCUUAUGGAGUAGCAGUUAAUAAGCUCACUCUACCCAUCCCAUCUACCUGUCCUGAGCCAUUUGCUAAGCUAAUGAAAGAAUGCUGGGAACAAGACCCACAUAUUCGCCCGUCGUUUGCCUUAAUUCUUGAACAGUUGUCUGCUAUUGAAGAGGCUGUUAUGACUGACGUGCUCCAAGAAUCUUUUCAUUCCAUGCAAGAUGAUUGGAAACUGGAAAUUCAACAAAUGUUUGAUGAGUUGAGAACAAAGGAAAAGGAGCUGCGGUCACGUGAAGAGGAGCUGACACGAGCCGCCCUUCAGCAGAAGUCUCAGGAAGAAUUGCUAAAGCGGCGUGAACAGCAGCUUGCGGAGCGCGAGAUUGAUGUCCUGGAGCGGGAACUGAAUAUCAUGAUCUUCCAGUUAAACCAGGAGAAACCUAAUGUGAAAAAGCGGAAGGGGAAGUUUAAGAGAAGUCGUUUAAAGCUCAAAGAUGGACAUCGAAUCAGUUUACCUUCAGAUUUUCAGCACAAAAUUACUGUGCAGGCUUCUCCCAACCUGGAGAAACGGAGAAGUCUGCAUAGUAACAGCUCUAGCCCACCGAGCAGCCCAACGAGAAUCCCCCGCCUCCGAGCCAUACAGUUGACUUCAGAUGAAAGUAAUAAAACUUGGGGCUGGAACACGGUCUGUCGUCAAGAAGAAUUUGAAGAUGUCAAAAGGAAUUUCAAGAAAAAAGGUUGUACCUGGGGACCAAAUUCGAUUCAGAUGAAAGAAAGAACUGACUGCAAAGAAAGAGUACGACCUCUCUCAGAUGGCAACAGUCCUUGGUCAACUAUCUUAAUAAAAAAUCAGAAAACCAUGCCCUUGGCUUCAUUAUUUGUGGACCAGCCAGGUGCUUGUGAAGAGCCAAAGCUUUCCCUUGAUGGGUUAGACAACAGAAAACCAAAGCAAAUAAAGUUGCCUAAUCAAGCCUAUGUUGAUCUACCUCUUUGCAAAGACGAUCACAGGGAGAGUCCUGAGGUAUCUGAAAGCCCGGAGGAGCGGGGCUCUGUAAGCUCUGCUUUAGACUCUCCUCAGGUAACUCCUGCAAAUAGUGUGAGUAGAGCACCCCAGAAAAAGAGGAUGGAAUCUGCUCUAUAUGGGUGCACCAUGCUUCUGGCAUCUGUGGCUUUGGGACUGGAUAUUAGAGAGGUUGGGAAGGCACAGGCUCCUGACGAGUUGCUGCUCAAGGAAGACAAGAAGAAACGAGAGGGAAUCUUCCAGCGUGCCUCCAAGUCCCGCAGAAGUAGCAGCCCUCCAACAAGGCUGCAGUCUAAGAGAGAGGAAGUCAGCAGCCCGCCCGCCCUGCCUCUGUCAAGUGCUGUGACCCUUCUGUCUGUGCCUUCGCUGUCCACAAAGUGUUUAUUGCAGACCGACAGUGAGGACGUGUCUGUGGGUAGCACCCACGGCACCUGUUACCCAGAGAGCCCUGCUCCGCAUCUUCGCUCUGCCGUCCAGGGAAGUAGUCAUGAGCCAACUGCUUUGUCAAGACUCGAGACGGAUCACAGUCUACUGAAAAAACUGUUACCUUCCCCCAUAAAACAGACACCUGGAAAUGUGCCUUACGUGUCUUCAAAUAGAAGAACAUCACAUCACAGACAGACCAUGUCUGAUGGAAAUGCUUCUCAGACCCCAGCUGGUGCAACUCUGAGCUCAGACCCUGGAGCCUCUGAGCUACCACCUAGGCAGACUUGGGGGCUGCCACACCCCUCUUCAGCUCCUCAGGAUCUCUUGCCAAGUGUAGAGGACUCAUUAGCAACACGAGGAGCUGUUAGUGUACCUCGGACCCGCCCUGCCUCCCUGAGAAGCCGAUUGGAUCCCCAGCAGUCUUCCCCAUGGAGUACGGAAUCUCCACCUGCACAAACGGACAGACUAGUGGGUCACUCAGGACCAAGCCCUCACUGCUUCCCUGGUGCCAAGGAGAGAACUGCAUUGCACAUGCCUUCCUUACUGGACACAGAUGUGGAAGGUCAGCCGAAGGACUACACAGUGCCUUUGUUCACAAUGAAGAACAAAGCCAGCCGGCCAUCCAUAUAUGAGCUGGAGAAAGAAUUUCUGUCUUAA
Chrysochloris asiatica (Cape golden mole) is the source of this 3168-nucleotide messenger RNA. It is a transcript of the gene MAP3K21, whose product is annotated as mitogen-activated protein kinase kinase kinase MLK4-like. Lineage: Eukaryota; Metazoa; Chordata; Mammalia; Afrosoricida; Chrysochloridae. Gene Ontology annotation, biological process: protein phosphorylation. Bases 1 to 3168 code for a protein of 1055 amino acids. Gene Ontology annotation, molecular function: protein binding; JUN kinase kinase kinase activity; ATP binding. The transcript has 10 exons. The record is from RefSeq and is a predicted model, not a curated record.